AAUGUAUAAUUAAGGAAAUAAUAUACUCCAAUUAUCAGGGAGUUAGACUUAUUUCUGUAUAUUUGAAGGCCUAUUCAUAAUCUACUCUCUCACAUUGUCCUGGUUUCAAAUACUUUUCUUAAUAGUCAAUUAUUAAAUGGCCUCAUUUGAAUGA
Paramecium octaurelia is the source of this 154-nucleotide messenger RNA. NCBI's taxonomy places the organism in Eukaryota, Ciliophora, Oligohymenophorea, Peniculida, Parameciidae. The record is from the annotation of a GenBank genome assembly.